UAAGUCAAAUGUAAAUUAUACAUGAGAAAUUCUAAACGUUUUGAUUAGGAAAACAAAAUAGAAAGAAAAUCAAUGGAGCAUUGCUUUGUAAAAUAAAGGAAAAUACCCAUAUUUUCAUUUCCCUCCACAGAUCUCCAAAUUUCCCACACGCCAAACCCUAAUUUCAUCACUUCCUCUAUAAAAUUUCCCAAAUUUUCUUCAUCUAAUCUGUCUUUUUUUUUUUUUUGGCGGUUUAGCCCUAUCUCUCAAAGCCAGAGAUCGAAUAUAUCAGCCGAUGAUUCAAGAAUAUUCAUGGAUUUUCACCACGCUAUCUUCCUUCACGGACGAACGUAACACUUGCGAUGCCAGAGCUGCAUAGCCAGGCUCGCAGAAAUCGGGCAUCCAUUAACGCAAACCCGACUGGUAGACUCCCCCGACCUGAUUCCAUCAAGUGUACUGUUCGCACACGCCGGUGGAGAACCGCACAGAAUAGGAAACCAAAAGACGCGUUCCUUGCUGCCGUUGAUGGUAACAAGUUCAACGACAAAGAUAACGAACACAAUAAUAUCGUGAGUGGUGCUGGUUUUGAAACGCUGCCGUUUGCAAGGAAGGAAGGAAGGAAGACGAGGAUAUUAAAGAGCUUAGGGUUUUCGGAGAAGAGGUUGCCGUGAAAAAAGAUGGACGAGUUCGAUAGCGGCGGCCGUAGCGGUGAUAAGGACCCCGGGGCAGAAGAUGAAGGAAGCACCGCUCCGCUUCCCGAGAAGGUUCAGGUAGGCGGUUCCCCAAUGUAUAGAAUAGAAAGAAAAUUGGGGAAAGGAGGCUUUGGACAAGUAUAUGUUGGUCGACGAAUUGGAGCUGGUCCUGGAGCUUUAGAGGUAGCUUUAAAAUUUGAACACAGAAGCAGCAAAGGAUGUAAUUAUGGGCCACCAUAUGAGUGGCAAGUUUACAAUGCACUUGGUGGUAGCCAUGGUGUCCCUCGAGUUCAUUAUAAGGGCCGGCAAAGUGAUUACUAUGUUAUGGUUAUGGAUAUGCUUGGACCUAGUUUAUGGGAUGUUUGGAAUAAUAACUCGCACACGAUGUCCAUUGAAAUGGUUGCAUGUAUAGCCAUUGAGGCCAUCUCAAUCUUGGAGAAGAUGCACUCCAGAGGAUAUGUUCAUGGAGAUGUGAAACCUGAGAAUUUCUUGCUUGGUACUCCAGGAACUCCGGAUGAGAAAAAACUUUUUCUUGUUGACCUAGGAUUAGCAACCAGGUGGCGAGAUAGUUCAAGUGGUCAACAUGUUGAGUACGAUCAACGUCCAGAUGUUUUCAGGGGAACUGUACGCUAUGCUAGUGUGCAUGCUCAUCUCGGUAGAACUGGUAGCAGGAGAGAUGAUCUGGAGUCUCUGGCCUACACACUUAUUUUUCUCCUCCGUGGUCGUUUACCUUGGCAAGGAUAUCAGGGUGAAAACAAAGGCUUUCUUGUUUGUAAGAAGAAGAUGGCAACUUCCCCAGAAACUUUGUGUUGCUUUUGCCCUUUGCCUUUCAGACAGUUUGUUGAGUAUGUGGUGAAUUUGAAAUUUGAUGAGGAGCCGAAUUAUGCAAGAUAUAUCUCUCUUUUUGACGGGAUUGUUGGUCCAAAUCCAGAUAUUAGACCAAUAAAUACUGAUGGUGCUCAGAAGCUUAUAUAUCAAGUAGGACAAAAGAGAGGAAGGUUAACGAUGGAGGAGGAAGAGGAUGAGCAGCCAAAGAAGAAGGUUCGAAUGGGAAUGCCUGCAACACAAUGGAUUAGUGUGUACAAUGCUCGUAGGCCCAUGAAGCAAAGAUAUCAUUACAAUGUGGCAGAUGUGAGGCUUCCCCAACAUAUCGAGAAAGGUAAUGAAGAUGGAUUAUUUAUCAGCAGUGUGGCCUCUUGUUCAAACCUAUGGGCUCUUAUUAUGGAUGCUGGCACCGGCUUCACUGCUCAAGUUUAUCAACUCUCACCAUACUUUCUACACAAGGAAUGGAUUAUGGAGCAAUGGGAAAAGAAUUACUACAUCAGUGCUAUUGCAGGAGCAAAUAAUGGGAGUUCAUUAGUUGUAAUGUCUAAGGGGACCCAGUAUUUACAGCAAUCCUACAAAGUCAGUGAUUCAUUUCCCUUUAAGUGGAUCAACAAAAAAUGGAGGGAGGGUUUUUAUGUGACUGCCAUGGCCACUGCUGGAAGCAGAUGGGCAAUUGUCAUGUCACGUGGUGCUCCGUUUUCUGACCAGGUUGUAGAGUUAGAUUUUCUCUAUCCUAGUGAAGGUAUUCACAGGAGGUGGGACGGUGGCUAUCGCAUCACUUCAACUGCUGCAACUUGGGAUCAAGCUGCUUUUGUUCUCAGCGUUCCUAGAAGAAAACCUGCAGAUGAAACUCAGGAGACCCUUCGAACUUCUGCUUUUCCUAGCACUCAUGUAAAGGAGAAAUGGGCGAAGAAUCUCUAUAUUGCAUCAGUUUGUUAUGGUCGAACUGUUUCAUGACCCGGCAAAGUUUUGUUCAGAUGCCACUCAUUUUGUUUGCGCAACAAGGGACAGAUCUACCGCUUCACUUUUAGAGAACUAAGCUAUUUAGUCAAGAUUGAUUGAUCACAGCAUUUGGGAGUUGAUGUAUGCACAAUUCUACUUCUUUGCCACGAUCAUGUGGCAUCUAUUUAAAAACCUGUGCACUGUCAUUCAAUCAAGUCAGAAUCUCUGUGAGCUAAUUUCUGAUCUUUUGUCCCAUUCGGUGCAACAUAUGUUCUUAUUUGUAUAGUUUUGAAAUCAUAAUUUCUUGGUUGAAGGCUAGUGCACAGGUUAAGUUCUAAUUGUUGAUGGGUGUUUGAGGAAAUAUCAAUGGCGAUUUUAUGCUGGACUCUUUAAGUGCUUUGGGUCAUAUGAUCUGUAUUAUGUCUAGUGUCUAGCCUUGUUUUCUGGACUAGAAGAUCAUUAUGAUCUUUUACCCUUUUCAUGGAUGUCUGAUUUGAUCCUAAAGAAGAGAAAAAUGUUACUUAUUUUGUAUAUUUUGAACAACAGUAUGUAAUGGGAUAUCACAUCACUUGUGCUAUAGAUGAACCUUAUAUUCUCGUUUCUCUAAAAUCUAAUUCAGGAUACGCAGCUCAUGAUUCUAUUGAAUUUCUUGUGGAUGGUUGGAGCAAACAAGCGCCUAGAAUUGGAUCCAUCCAUUUGCCAAACGCUCCAUAUUUCGAAGUACUUUUCUUGGAUGUUUUCAUUCCAUUAUUUCUUUUCUUCAUAAGUGGGGAUCCCAUGCUUUUGUUUUGACUAGGUGUAUGGUAGAGGGGUUGCAUUUUGAUAUUUUAAUGUACCAGUAUCUAGUACCCUACUAGCCUUUGAAUCCAAUGUUGUGGUAAAUUUGGAACUGUUUGCUGAUGUAGUCUGAUAAUGCAAUGUGCAGUUUAGUUCAUAAAGCUGUACUCUGGAAUUUAGACUUGAAUGUUAUGCAUUGAUUAGUCCAAGGCUCAAAAUUGUGAGCCUGUGAGGUGCUUUUUUUAUUAUUAGCAGAGGUCAAGCUCCAUGCCCGAGAAAUGCAGCUGAUGCCCUCUUGUAAGGAACUGCUACUGAUUACAGAGACCAGCCAACAGUUGAUUUGGUACAGCUUCAGGUUAAUUCCUCCUUGAAUGUUUAAACAAUCUGUUUUUCAUGUCCGUUAAAAGGGGCUGGGACCAUAUAGCAUAUUGAGGUAAGCGAAAUGAGUUGCUUGAGAAGAUGACAAUGAUUUUCCAACAAAAAGAAACAGAAAAAAGAAAUCCUGUUAUGACUGGCAAUAAGCCGAAUGAUCCUUUUGUGGAAUAUUGUGUUUUUGACUAGAAAUCUACUGUUAUUUUAUUAAGAACAAAUUUUGACUUGAAAA
Gossypium arboreum is the source of this 3819-nucleotide messenger RNA. Its product is annotated as casein kinase 1-like protein HD16. Gene Ontology annotation, molecular function: protein serine/threonine kinase activity; ATP binding. The coding region runs from base 657 to 2453 and encodes 598 amino acids. The transcript has 18 exons. Gene Ontology annotation, cellular component: nucleus; cytoplasm. NCBI's taxonomy places the organism in Eukaryota, Viridiplantae, Streptophyta, Magnoliopsida, Malvales, Malvaceae. Gene Ontology annotation, biological process: signal transduction; endocytosis; peptidyl-serine phosphorylation. The record is from RefSeq and is a predicted model, not a curated record.